Vigna umbellata (rice bean) is the source of this 701-nucleotide messenger RNA. RefSeq lists its product as uncharacterized. NCBI's taxonomy places the organism in Eukaryota, Viridiplantae, Streptophyta, Magnoliopsida, Fabales, Fabaceae. The record is from RefSeq and is a predicted model, not a curated record.
AGGGCCUAUCCCUCACCACUUUUAUUCUUCUUCCCGGACAAUCACAUUCAUGGCUGCUACCUCUGUUUCCUCAAUUCAAAUCCCAAUUCACAGAUAUGGAUCAUUUCUCAACUGCCCAAACAAAAAAUUCAUCUCCAAACCAAGCUAUGUCCCACUCAAAAGGGCAUCAUCAUCAUCAUCGUCAUCAUCGGUAGUGAGGAUCGCAGCAUCCAUGAAGAACAAGGUUUACGAAGAUCGUUCUGAGGGCAUAGUGUGUUACCAAGAUGAGCGAGGGGAAAUCAUUUGCGAAGGGUAUGAUGAAGGGCCCUGUUUUCAAAGAAUUCCAGACCUCACCAACAAUCAUCCAAGAGAGAGAGAGGCUCAAAUCACCAAUCUUCUUCUUCGACAGAGUUGGCUUCAGAUAGUGAAAGGAGAGAAGAACUCCAACGAUGGCGCUGUUGAAGAAGGCCGUGUCAGAAAGGACUUUAACUGUAAUGGUUUUAACUCACUGUGCUAAUUCAUUACCUUAUUCGAUCUCAUCUUUUCAGACUCGGAGAUCUUAGCAGCAUAUAUAUAUGUAUAUCUAUAUACAGACUGUGUAUGUAUGAAAAAGGCUUUUUGUGACAAAGGAAAAGGAUGUUAGCAACAUGUGCAGAGGGUUUUGUUCCUCUUGCCACUUGUAACUUUUAAGGCUUCAUAAUGGGAAUGCCACCUUUGCUUAA